Molecule: messenger RNA, 7615 nt
Organism: Cylas formicarius (sweet potato weevil)
Lineage: Eukaryota; Metazoa; Arthropoda; Insecta; Coleoptera; Brentidae
Product: calcineurin-binding protein cabin-1-like
Exons: 15
Coding region: 249-7586 (2445 amino acids)
Biological process (GO): chromatin organization
Cellular component (GO): nucleus
Molecular function (GO): protein binding; nucleosome binding
Source: RefSeq, a predicted model, not a curated record
ACCAACUAGAGUGAAAAAGAGGAAGAAGAAGAAUUUUUGACCAACGCUCCGGUUUAUGGUCAAUUUCUGAAACCUAUAUACAAAAUGUAUGUGAAAAGUGAUGAAAUGUUUUUCCUUUAGAUUAUGUCUCUUUUGUUUUGAUGUCUCAUCUCGACUUGCUGCUUUGGACGUUUGUUUAAAGUAUUUCAUUUAAAUGUGACUUAAAAGUCUAUUUUUCCCAAGAGCAUAUUGCUGUUAAUAGAUCCAACAUGAUAAAAAUCCGGUCAUUAAAUCGGGAUUCUUCGUCUGACGACGAUGUACCUACAAUUAGAAGAGAAGCACAAGAGGAAAUUGUGUUAGAACUUUAUAACAAAGCAUUAAGGGCACAAGCAAACAAGAAUUGUUCUGAAUCUGUGGAAAUACUGAAUGGACUUGUCAGUGAGAACAUACCACUUCUUGAAAACAAUGGAGGUCUCCCUAAAUCCAUGGCUUCAUUGAAAUUUUCAUGCUACCUGAAUUUGGGCAACAAUUUUUUGCACUCUAAUGACAUCAACAAGGCCCUAGAAAAUUAUUUAGUGGCUUCUGAACUAGAUGCCACAGAUGUAACUUUAUGGUGCAAAAUAGGCAAAUUGUCUUUAAAGGAGGAUAAAUUUAGGCAAGCUGCUUAUGCAUUUGCAAAAGGCUUGGAAUGUAGUGAAUAUCACUGGCCUUGUCUUGAUAACCUUAUUUCAGUAUUGUAUGCCCUGAAAGACACCAUAGGCUGUCUCUAUUACAUUGACAAAGCAUUGUCAAAAGAUUCUGAAUAUACUAAAGGUUUAAUUCUGUCCAAACAUAUUUAUAGUGAUAACCCUGCUAGUAAAGAAUAUUAUCGAUCAUUAUAUCCAUAUCAGAGAUAUCAACCACUGGUUGAUGUUAUAAUUGAUGAAGAGGAUGAAAAAGAGGUAUUAGCAGAGGUGCAGGAGUUGUGCAAUAAAGUAAUAGAAACAGAGAAAGAUGCUGGCUUGAAAGUAACUCAGACUCUUCCUUUACCUAAACCACUAGAAGAUUAUACUUGGGUUUCUGCUGCUGAAACCAUCAUAUAUCUUCACCAAUAUAUUGCUGAUCAAGAACUUGGUCAUUUCACUUUAAUUGAUCUUAAUAAGUCCAUGAGCCAGUCAAAGGAGAUUGAGACAAAGCAAUUGAAAUUUGAAAUUUGUGAUGCAGCCCAGAUUGAAUCUUCCAUGAGAUCAGCGGAAAUAGUUAAUGGAAAUGAUAUUGUCAUGGAUGUUAAAGAACUGGAAAAAGGUGAAGUAGAAAAUGUGUGGCAAAGAAGAAUGUCGCAGACCAGUGAUAUCAAUAAUGAUGGUCUAGAUACUACUCCAGUGCAAACAGAUAAUGAUGAGGAACAGAAUAUGGAAUUAGAUAAUGAUGAGACAGAUGGUGAUAAUGGCGACACAAAAAACGAAAGGGGUCGACCGAAAGGUGGUAAACGAAAACGGGAUGUACUUUCAGACUUGCAGAUUUGGGGUUGGCAUAGUAAACGAAAGCAGAUCAAGAAGUCUAACAAGGAUUUGACUGUUGAAGAUGCCUUGAACAGGAUCAUACCAAAAAACCUGUUAAAAAAUAAAAUUUGUCUAGAAAAUCCUUCACAAAAUGAUGAUUCCAUGAACACCAUGGACAUUUACAAUAUGUAUGUUGGAGAUAAGGAGGUUAAGUUUCUCUCACCAAUACACUCACCAAAAUCGGUCAAUUAUGAGGCUUAUUUUGGCACAGACCAAGAAAAAGAGGAUGUCCUUAAUUUCUGGUGCCAAAAACGUGACCAUGUUGAUGCCAUAGUGCUUGUUAAGGAAUUAGUUUUUGCUCUGUCUAAAAUAUGGCAUUACAAAUGGCCCAAAGAAUUGGUGCGGCUGUACUUAAAAGCCUACUGCAUGUUUAGAGAACAUUUUGACCCCCCACAGUUGUUUUGUGUUGAGUCGUCUUUUGAUAAAAUUAGAGAUGAUGCUUUGGCAACUCUGCUUGACGCGGAAUUAAAAACUUUUAGCUCUGAUGAUCAAGAAUUGGUUGAUUGUGCUAUUUUAGGUUACCUUCAAUUGGUGAGUGCAUGGAACGAUCAAUGGGGAGAAGAAUUUCACUCUUUUUUUAACCGCUUUUGCUGGUUAGAGUGUCACAUUUUCAGGAAAGAUGACAUGAAUGAUUUGGCCAUAAGAAACCUGGAACUAAUAAUGGAAAUCAUAGAGGAGCAUGAACAGAAUAGCAGCGAUAAAUAUGCCCUCAAUUUACCCAACUGCUUUAAGUACGGGUUUAUAACCAAAGACAUAGUAGAAAAAAUCAUUAAGUACUUAAACAUGAUAUCUUCACUUGGAAAUGUCGAGAAUUUAUAUAACUCUGGUCAAUAUAAAGAAGUUUCUGAUAUAAUAAAACAAACAUUUGUUGCGGGGAGCCAUCCCAAAGUGGGUCGAAUGGGGCGACCAGCUCAGUUAGGAUUUCUCCUGCAUUCAUUGUGGUAUACGGACAUGGGCGAAUGUUUCAUAUGGGCCGAGGAGUGUUUCCAUGAGGCGAUGCAGAACUAUCAGCAACCAAAUCUAGAUCGCGACAAAUGGGAGAAAAUAAUCGAAAAAUGCCUGGGGAUAUUUCAGGAUGGAAUUAAACAGGAGUCGGUGUGCAUUAUUGACGUGUUGAGUGAAGAAAAACGGUGCCGGUUGGUGGAAUGUCUUUCGAAACUUGUUUGCAAGCAGCUAAACACUGAGCAUGCUCUUUGCAUUCCUUUGGGGACUAUUACUCCUUGGCUUUUGCUUCAUUACAUAUUGUUGAGGGAAGAACAUAGGCAGUAUGCGAUGAAACGCGUUAACCAUUACAAGAGAGACAGGCCCGAAUGUUCAAGGGAUGUAGUAUUGGAUGAUGAAGUGCCACCCUCCAUAGCUAUUUUGUUUUCUGCCCAUGAAUUUUUGGGUCCGAAGGGCUGGUGUUUAACGAAAGAUGGAGAUUUACUCCACUUCAUCUUAGAUACAGUGUUGGACAGGUUAGAUACGCCUAUAUUUGAGCAACUGCGGGACAAAAUCGAUUUACAUAUAGAGCAAGCUUUGUUUUGCUUGUAUAUGUAUCCGAGCAAAAAGAACAAGAUUUCUAGACAUUUGGUGGACCAUAAUGUUACGCCGUUGCCGCUAACUUGGGAACGGUCGUUUCAACUCUACCAAUACUAUGCACCAGAUUCUUUACCAGAAUUCAACUCUUACAAAAACGCCUCAAUAUCCGCCGAGUUGGAACAGCUUCUAAAGCGUAUGAUCGCGCUUGUACCCACAGUCUAUGAAUUUCACAGUCACCUACCCAAAAUAAUGGAAUACAUACAUGGAAAAGUGGAUACAAUUCCGGAACCAGUUGAUUUUCCCAACAAAGUGCGCGCGAUAUAUUACCUAAUUGGAGACUACUACUUCAAACAGCGCGAAUUUACCAAGUGCAUAAAGUAUUUCCAAUUGGACUUGUGCAUUAAUCCUCUCCGUCUAGAUUCGUGGGCGUGUCUCGCUUUGAGCUACGUUGCACAGCUCGACACCAAGCUGAAUUACUGUGAGAAAAUAAAAAACGAAACUGAAUUCCUGGACAAGGCGAAUUCUGCUCAUAUAUGUUUCAAGAGAGCUUUGGAACUUGCUCCUGAUCACUUGAUGUUGUGGAUAGAGUGCGGCUCGUUCGAAUAUAUGGUCCAUUCUUUCUGUUCUCGAUUGAUCAAAUAUGAAUCAGAAAAUUUCAACAUGGAAAAGUUUGAGGUAUUGGAAAGCCAGAAGGAAAGGUACUUAGAUAGUUCAGGGAACAGUUUUGAAAAAGCGAUAACUCUUUAUGAAGUUGAUGAUAGUGGUGAGGCGGAUGAAAGGUGGUUGCAGUACUACAUCCUGGGCAAAAUUGCGGAAAAGAAGAAGAAAGAACCCACUGAAUACCUACAGUAUUAUCUAACGGCAAGUGCAUUGCUUCACGAGAAUAACGCGACUUACCCGGAAAAAAUUAAUUACAAUAAUCCCCAACAUUUGUCAGUAGAAGCAUUGGAACUCCACUACAGGAUUCACGCUUCGGUUUUAAAAUAUCUCGAGCUCCACGAAGAUAAAGAAAUCACAACCGCUCUUGGUGCCUUUUUUAAGAAAUGUCUUAACUCCACAGUUAAAUAUUUUGCCACGCCUACGCCAACGGGCACUGCCGCAGAAGUACCUAGUAAACUGGUGGAUAAUAUUACCAAUGGUAGCGUGAGUGCGGCAAACGGCACCAGUUUUCAAGAACAGUUUCUAAACUCCAUAAAAAAUAUUACCAAUGACGACGCCAAAGAACUCCCAGAUGAGGAGGAAGAAGAAGUAAAGAAAUGUUUGGAAGAUGUUUUAAUGCUGGUUGAUAAGCAGCUCAAUCCGAAGGAAGAAGAAAAUCAGAAAGCAAUGCAUGAAUUGGAAAAAAUACAAGAGGUGAUCAUGAUUUCUGAUUCGGAUGAAGAUGAAAUGCCCCAGCUGAUCGCAGAGGGCGCUGCUGAUCGUCAAGAAGAGGUUUCUUCGCAAUCCAAGGUGGCCGACGUUCAGGAAUUGCUGGACAAGAUGAUGCAAGAGACCAUGAAACAAACAGAGAAUGAUGAUGCAAAUAACAGUGGGACUGAUCAAAUAGAGGAAGUUGUAAUUAGGGAAGAAUCGCCUCAAAAGAAAGUAAAAGCCAGCGAUAGCGAGACGGAUACUUUGAAGACGUCCGUGGAUGACGACACUAGUAGUAUAACUUCGUCUUCGAGUGGGUCUAGUAGUUCUGACUCAGAUAGCGACGACGAUAGCAGUUCGUCGUCCUCAUCGUCUACAGAAGGAUCAAGCGAGAAUAUGUCUAGCAGUGAAAUAAUACAGUUGGUCGAUAAAUGUCUCCAGGGUCUUGAAAUGUGUGUUACAAGGCUCCAACAGAAUUACAAAGCCCUGUACAGGUUGGCUCAUUUGUUCUUUAAUUAUAAAGGCAAAAAGGAUUAUACUAAGUGUAAACAGUUACUGUUAGGAGAGUACAAAAGCAAAGGUGGAACAGUUAUCCCUGGUUUAUUCUUUGAGAGGAAAACAAACAACUUCUUUAAUGGCAUUUGGAGAAUACCUUCCACUGAAAUCGAUAGGCCAGGGUCGUUGGCCGCCCACAUGAACAGAUGCAUUUCUCUUCUGUUGCAUGUUCUGAGGAACACCAAUGAUAACAAGACUCUUAUGGAACUGUGUAUGCAGUUGAAGAAGUGUCCCGAUCGGGAUAAAAUUUAUAUAAAGGACACGGAUAGGAUGUCUUUUUCUGAUCAAGCCAUGAAUAUGUGCAUCCAAAGUUUUAAAAGUCAACUAAAGAAUGUCCCCACCAUGACCAACCCGCAAAUUGUUAAAUUGCUGCACGACAUAUUUAGAAUUUAUCAGAAAGUGCAAAAGCAUAUACCAAUCAAAAGCGGCAUAUUUUCCAACAUGCUUGUCGAAGUGUAUAGGAACUUUAUAAAGGAAAAAAUCCCGGACGCGGUGAAUAUUUUGGAUUUGGCCAUUAAGUUCUGCCAGCAGCACAAACCCAUCGAAAAGCACCGGACACCUUCGUUGACCCAAACCGUUCCUUUUCCCAGAGGACACGGGCUAAACAUUUCUCCCAUUCAUCCCAGUCCUUCCCUUUCAGGCAUCCAGCAGCCAAUAAAACGGCCGUCGGGCAGACCUAGGGGCAGACCCCCUCUACCCAAAAUCCCGGGGCAAGUCAAACCGCCCCGUGCGAGAAGUCUGAGCACUUCGGGUAUGACAACAGAUUUGUAUGGUUCAUACCAGAAGCAGACAUUCGACAAGAACUUCACUUACGAGUAUCUGCAGCACUACCAGAAUGAGUUGGUCAAGCAGUACAGUCAAAAUUUGAGUUAUUCGCAGUUAACCCAACUCAGUCAAUUGUUCACUAAGGGACAGCUCAAUAACCCGGCAAUGGCGUCAGCUAUAACCAAUCAGAUUCUGGCACAAGCGGGUCUUUUAAAUCCUCCGAAGAUACCCAUUUCUGGCAUAAGUCCAAUUAUACCAAGCGUUCCACCAAUGCUAGAUAAUCAGAGCUUGAUGAGUUCUGCUUUGAAAGGAAAGUGCGGAUUUGAUGUACCGCCCUCUCUAUUAUCGGGCAUGAGUUCAGAUCAAAUGAAAUAUCUAGAAAAUUUGCUUCCGGCAAUGAACAAACCAGCGGCGUAUAAAAGGGCGGGAGAACAAUCGGCCGCUGUUCCGAAGCAAAAAUCAGCACCUCUGACGAAAACUUCAAGCAGUGUCGUAUUCAAAGAAUCCGUAAAACCGACGCAGCAGCUACUCUCGAAUUUGACAGACGACAAAACGGCAAACAUGUUAAUGAAAGACAGACCGAACGUAUCCAUCACGCCCGUACAGCCCGCCGUCGCAGGUUCUCAGUUUACUCGAGCUUCCGACGUCACUAAAAGCCCGGUUAAAUUACCAUCCAGCGUACCUUAUUCUAAAUUUACAUCUUCAAAUGCACUGCCCGCAAAGCCACUAACCCUACCGGAUCUUAACACGACGUCGUUUACGAAAUCAGCAUCAAGCUUUUCCAAGUCGAGCACUGUGCCGCCCGCAAGUUCCGUUUCGUUUGCAAAACCGUUUGCGAUGCCUAUUUCUAAUGUCAGUCAAACCACUUCGUCCUAUAAUCCGACAUCGUUUGCGAAAAUAAACCCAAACUGUUCGGUACCGUUCACGAAACCUACCAUUGCCGCAACGACGAGCUCUUCGGACUUUCCGAGACCAAACCCGUUAAUUAGUCCGCCGUCCUUCAUGAGAACUCACGUGACGAGUCCAACUUCAUUUGGAUGGCCCGUGGCGAAUACCAGUCCCACGCCGUUCAGCAGGCCCAGCGCUAAUACGAGCCCUACUUCUCUAGCCAGAGGCGGUCGGAACGUGAGCCCAGGCAAAACUUUGCAGGAGAAAUUGGCCGACAAGAAAAAGGAGCAGCAGAGCAAACAAAUGAUGCAGAACUUGGAAACGGAACUGUCAUCUGUGGAGGGCACCUCGUCUGCCGCUUUACUGAAAAGUCUGAACAUAGCCAACAUACCGUCGUCGUUGACAGUUUCGAAGACUGCGCCUACUUCCGAGGACCUGUUGGCCCCAUCUUCCAAACAUUUGCCAACGGUAUUAUCCAGUUCGUUGCCCGGUCACAGUUUGAACAGGAUACCGCCCGCAUUAACUGUUUCGAAGACUGUUUUACCCACUCCAAGGUUCACUCCAGAAUCGGGCAUGUCCAUAAGUCAGGUUUCCCAAGCAGCAACAAAAUUUCAGCAGAAGUCGGUUAAAUCAAAACUAAAAAGUAACCAUGCACCAUCGACCAAAUCAUCCGUCGCCACGUCGCCGUUAAUAGUAAAAAACAAGUUGCACCAAAGAAAAAAGGGUAGUUUGGUAUCUGUUGGAGCCCAGCCCACAACAGUUUUUGAUAAAUCAGUGGUUUCCAAAGAUAUGUUCCGAAAAGGUGCGAAGCAGAAUAUUAAUGAAUCAAAAAAUGCAUUUGAGGCCCUUUCUGUUAUCAAAAGACUGCCGGGCGUAAAUAUUUCCAGUGUCUCCUCUAAAAAGGGGCCCGGAAUAGAAAUAACAAAAAUCACAGAAAACCAAAAAAAGCAGUCGUCAGAUGAAGAUAUUAUUUGCAUUAAUGAUUAGAAAUAAGUUGAACAGUAAUAUAAUGUAUU